AUGUCCACACAGAACACGAUGAAAUCUUCCGGCCAGUUGGGUGUUGCGGGAAUUCUAAUAGAUGCACUGAAAAUCCUCUUCAAUGGUGGGAAGCUCAUGGCUUCCAUCUUUGUCUUCACCAUCUUCCCUUCCUUUCUUCUCUUCCUGGGCAACCAUUUUUCUACCAAAACAUUGGUUCUUGAUCUGGUUCUAAAAAUUAUAGACUUGCAACAAAGUACACCAGGAAGUGCUGAAUACAUCGAGCUAAUGGGCGAAAUCAGAAGUGAUGUUGGAAUUCUCAUGGUCACAGAAGGGAUCUUCAUAGCUGCUGUUUGGCUGGUCUGUCUUUUCGUCAUGAUUGCAACUAUUUAUGCCUCAGCCGUGAACUACAGCGGCGGAGACUUGACUCUUAAGGAGUUGAUUUCAAGGAUCAGAGCAACAUGGACGAGUCCAGCAAUCACUUGGUUCUAUAUUUCUCUCUUUAAUCUGGGUUGUACUCUUCUUGUCUGGGCUUCCCUAGGUUUCUUCUUCAUGGUUGCUACUGGUUCCAGUGGUUCGAUUGCGUUGACUGCUAUUGCUUUCAUGGUAGCUCUUCUGUUUCUUUGUAUUGCACUCUAUCUGUCCCUGGUUUCGAUUGUGAGCCUCGUAGUCUCGGUUCUGGAAGAUGGUUGUUAUGGGAUGGAGGCAAUUGGGAAAGCUGAAGGGCUUAUCAAGGGAAGAAGGCUUCAAGGGAGUCUUCUCAUCGUUCUUUGUGGUCUAGUUCUCGUCCCCAUCUCGGGAUUUCUUGGAUUCGAAAUGAGCAACGUGAAUUUCACAGAAGCUACACGAUUAAGAAUUGCAGUUCUGGUGAUUAGUAUAAUUUGCAUGGUCAAGAUCUUCAGCUUAACGGUGUUUACUGUGUUUUAUUACCAAUGUAACGAAAUCCCUGCUGAAGAGGUUCAAGUGCAACAAGGAAAGGGAUACAACAAGGUUCCCAGCGAUGAAGGCCUUCCUUAA
Nelumbo nucifera (sacred lotus) is the source of this 975-nucleotide messenger RNA. RefSeq lists its product as uncharacterized. NCBI's taxonomy places the organism in Eukaryota, Viridiplantae, Streptophyta, Magnoliopsida, Proteales, Nelumbonaceae. The record is from RefSeq and is a predicted model, not a curated record.